This is a messenger RNA of Trichogramma pretiosum, 2326 nucleotides long. Its product is annotated as transcription factor Sox-9-B-like. Gene Ontology annotation, biological process: regulation of transcription by RNA polymerase II. NCBI's taxonomy places the organism in Eukaryota, Metazoa, Arthropoda, Insecta, Hymenoptera, Trichogrammatidae. Gene Ontology annotation, cellular component: nucleus. Gene Ontology annotation, molecular function: DNA-binding transcription factor activity, RNA polymerase II-specific; RNA polymerase II cis-regulatory region sequence-specific DNA binding. Bases 151 to 1944 code for a protein of 597 amino acids. The transcript is spliced from 5 exons. The record is from RefSeq and is a predicted model, not a curated record.
UCGAACUCUCGAACUCUCGGCAAAAAUCGUAUACCGGGGCAACCUCGAUUUCUAUUGUCUUCUUUUUUCUUUUCGAGUGAUCAUUUUUCAUUUCAUCCGUUGUUGUCUUCGAUAUUAUUGUGUGCACGGAUAUACAGUUCGCGGUGACAAAUGACAAUCAUGAGUGAGAAGCAUUGCCUGGAAAUACUCGCGACAAAGAUGACGAGCGGCUGCAGCGACGAGCAGCAGCUAGAUGUCAAUCCACCAGCGGCGAAAGCUCCAGUGCCGAAAGUUCAGCUAGUCACUACUUGCACCAGUGCCAGUAAAAUCAACAUCAACAAUAACAACAACAACCACAGCAGCAUCAAUCAAAACGGAGGUCAGGAUAUAAGCGCAGCGGUGGCCAAAGUUUUGCAGGGCUACGACUGGACACUCGUGCCCGUUGCCACCAAGGGUGCAAACGACAAACGAGCGGCGCGCGUCAAGAGGCCGAUGAACGCCUUCAUGGUCUGGGCCCAGGCGGCGAGGAGGACCCUGGCUGAGAAGUAUCCACAGCUGCACAACGCCGAGCUAUCCAAGACCCUCGGCAAAGUCUGGAGAUUACUCUCGGAAUCGGAGAAGAAGCCGUUCAUCAAGAAGGCCGAUGAGCUGCGCGUCAUUCACAAGUGCACCCAUCCGGAUUACAAGUACCAGCCGAGACGCAAGAACGGCACCCGAAACAACAACAGCAGCAGCAGCAACAACAACAACAACAAUUCCACGAACCAAUCGUCGUCGUCUUCCACGUCUCAGCAGAACAACAGCAAAUCUUCAGCAUCAUCGAUCAAUUACACGUUGAAUCGAUCGGCAGCCGCUACCGUAGCCGCGGCAGUGGCCGCAACGACGUUGAAGAUGUCAACCGGUGCCGCUCACGCUACCACUGCAUCCGGUAAUGCCGCUGCUGCUCUGAAGCAGGAAGCAGAGGUCGGCGAGUCUCUGAGCUUGAGCGCGGCUGGCUCGCCGACGACCUACGAUCACUCGUCCAUGUCCUCGCCCAUGUCCCAGCAGUCGGCCAUGUCGCCACCGACGCCACCCACCACUCCGAGGGGUGGUCAGCAGCAGCAGCAGCAGCUUUGCGUCAAUCAGACCCAUCAAUCGAUGUACCAAAGUCACCAUCCGAUCAUGACGAACCUGAUGGAGCAACAAAGCGACAUGACGACUUAUCAACAUCAUCUUCAUCAGCAACAACAACAACAGCAACAACAACAACAUAGCAUGCAGAUAGCCACUCAGCAGCAACAUCAAACGGGAGUCGACAUACGCAAUUACAUGGAGCUUUCGGAUCCAUUGUCGCUCAGCGACGAAGACCAGAUGAACAGUUACGGCAACCUCAUGCCCCUCAAUUUGCCCGUCGAGUGCGAGGUCGAGAGCAGCGAAUUGGAUCAAUAUCUUCCUCACCAGCAGCAGCCACAGCAGUUGCAGCCACAGUCGAGUGUCAUCGAUGCCGGUAUACAGCAAUACAACGACUCGCCUCAUCAUCAGUGGCAAAUCAACAGAUUCGAAGAAGAGAACAAGCGCCACUACCUCGACCACCAGCAGCAACAGCAGCAGCAGCAGCAGCAGGAUCUGCUGUCGAAUCAGGACUCGAACAGUUGGGACGAUCUGCAGCAGAUGCGCGGCACGGCAACAUCAACAACGGCAGCGACUACAAGUCAACAGCAACAGCAACAACAGCAGCACAGCAAUCACGAGGAGCUCAUGAGGUAUCACGAGCUGCAGCCGCCGGUGGUGCUGCCGCCUCUGCCCUCGGUGCAGUACAUCCACGCGUCGAAUCCUCAUCAUCAUCAUCAUCACCUGCCGAUCGGCCACAUCGCGUCCGCGGCCACGAGCCACGCGCAAGCUUACACGGCCGCGGCGGCGGCUCAGUAUCAUCAUCGCCAGUUCGUCCCGAGCAUACCCGACAAUUGGCAGAAUUAUCACGCAUGAUUAUCAUAUAUGUUUUUGAACCUUAUUUUUUGUUGUUGUAAUUUCGUAGACGACGAGUGCCUUGGUAUAUAAUGUGUAAUGAUACGUGAGGGUAGUUCCCCACUCAAUGGUUGACUGUCGUUGUGAAUUCAAAGUGGCCAAAAAUGUAUGAUCGUCGAUUGUAAUGAUGCGAUCAGGAACCAGCCGUGUUAUAACCAAAUAUGACUUAUUUAAAUAGCAUUAAGCCUCUGUAAAUAGAUAAAAUUUAGAAUUAGCUUAUGCAUCGCUAUAUCGGUAUGAUUAUUCCGAUCGAUGACGAUCAUUUUUUUAAAAAGCUCGCGAAACGAUCAAUCGACAUUGAUUUGAAUGAAAAAAAGCUCUACUCGCAGCUAUCGAAGGAAAA